Filobasidium floriforme is the source of this 900-nucleotide messenger RNA. Its product is annotated as ribonuclease E inhibitor RraA/Dimethylmenaquinone methyltransferase. Lineage: Eukaryota; Fungi; Basidiomycota; Tremellomycetes; Filobasidiales; Filobasidiaceae. Bases 87 to 860 code for a protein of 257 amino acids. The record is from RefSeq and is a predicted model, not a curated record. The transcript has 6 exons.
GCCUGGGGACGGUUUCGGGUCCGACAUCUUGCGUCGCGGCUCAUCGGAAUAUCUCUUACUAUUCAUCUGGAGACAACGUGCUCACAAUGAGCCAACAGCCAAACAUGUCGGACUUGCCCGAAGACCUGCGUCGAGCUCUAUCGUCUUUGACGACGUGUGAGAUCUCAGACGCCUUGAUAGCUCUGGAACUAUCCAAGGAGGUGCGCCUCCUAGAAGGAAUCAAGAUGAUGGUCGCAAACGGUCAGGGCGAUCAGCCGGGAUCCGGGCUAGACAUUCUGGGCAAGGCGUUCACCGUCAAGAUGGUCCAAGUCGACGAACCGGUACCGGACCCGCCUAAAGGACACCACAUCGACAAUGCGCCGAGAGGCAGCGUCAUGUUCAUCCAGGGGCCGCCAACCGACGGGCCGAAUGCCCUAUGGGGUGAUCUGAUGUCUACGGCCGCGACAGCUCGUAAGUUGCAGGGAGCUAUCAUCGAUGGUCGGGUGAGAGAUAUCAGAGGCUUGAGGGAGGUCGGAUUUCCCGUUUUUGCCAAAGGCACCGCGACGUUCGGUCAAAAAGGUUUCGCCCGACCAGAAGCCCAACAAGUCCCCAUAUGGUUUCCACAGAAGUACGAUCCAAGCCCUAGGGUCGAUUUUGAAUCCCCCAUCGGUGGUAUAUUUGGCGGACAGAUACACCCGGGAGACCUGAUCUUGGCCGACGAAGAUGGUAUCCUGCUCUUUCCCCGUUCGUGGUCGGAAGAGAGGUUGUGGGAAAUCGCCCGAGCGGGCCAAGAGGGAAAGAAGACAGACGAGAGGAUUACAGAGGACCUGAAGGCGGGUCGUGGAGUUGCCGAGUCGAUGGCGAGGUGGAGAGGGAAGUGAAAUUGAUGGGAAUAAGUACCGACAGUAUGGUGGUCGUGUC